CUCUCUCUCUCUCUCUCUCUCUCUCUCUCUCUCUCUCUCUCUCUCUCUCUCUCUCUCUCUCUCUCCGUCUCUCUCUCUCUCUCUCUCUCUCUCUCUCUCUCUCUGUCUCUCUCUGUCUCUCUCUCUCUCUCUCUCUCUCUCUGUCUCUCUCUCUCUCUCUCUCUCUCUCUGUCUCUCUCUCUCUCUCUCUCUCUCUCUCUCUCUCUCUCUCUCUCUCUCGCUCUCUCUCUCUCUCUCUGCAUGUUGUAGAUGAUGGGGGACGACUGAUAGAGAGGUGGUUGGUUGGUGGUCAGAAAGAGGGAUAAUCAGCACAUAGGAAGUGAGCAGGGUGUCUCAUGGUUAGUUGUGUGCGUUGUGUGUGUUGUGUGUGUUUGUAGUUCCACAACCUCCAUGAGAUGAGGCACAGUGCGGCGCUGGCCAACAAGGUGUUCAUCCAGAGGGACUACAGCCAAGGCACCGCCUGCCGCUUCCAGACCAAGUUCCCCUUGGAGCUCAACAGCAGGAUGGAGCAGGCCUUGUUCGCGGAGACGGUGAAGACGCUGAACUCGUACUACGCUGAGGCCGAGAAGGUGGGAGGCCAGUCCUACCUGGAGGGCUGUCUGGCGUGCGCCACGGCCUACAUCAUCUUCCUGUGCCUGGAGACGCGCUACGAGAAGGUGCUGAAGAAGAUCUCGGGGUACAUCCAGGAGCAGAAUGAGAAGGUCUACGCCCCGAGGGGUCUCCUGCUCACGGACCCCAUAGAGAGGGGGACGAGAGUGAUAGAGAUCAGUGUGUUCGAGGACCACUGCUCCGGCAGCUCCAGCCCCAGCAGCAGCUGUAACGCCAGCGGCGGCAGCAGCAGCAGCGCGUCGUCAGGGGACCGCGGCUCCCGGUGACUGGAGGCCCAGCACCAGGGCUACGGGUUCCACCGCCGGGACAGCGGCGCGCUCAACAACAUCCGCACGCUGAAGCAUGAGAGCACCCGCUUCUGAGAGGGGGGGCAGACGGGGGGCGGCGGGGAGGGCAGAGGCCGGGCUCGCAUCCGCUACGCUGAGUCUGUGUGGCGGACCACCACCACCACCUC
Molecule: messenger RNA, 1063 nt
Organism: Gadus macrocephalus (Pacific cod)
Lineage: Eukaryota; Metazoa; Chordata; Actinopteri; Gadiformes; Gadidae
Product: golgin subfamily A member 7B-like
Exons: 4
Coding region: 396-875 (159 amino acids)
Biological process (GO): peptidyl-L-cysteine S-palmitoylation; protein targeting to membrane
Cellular component (GO): palmitoyltransferase complex
Source: RefSeq, a predicted model, not a curated record